Messenger RNA from Orussus abietinus, 402 nucleotides. Its product is annotated as TATA-box-binding protein. The transcript has a single exon. The record is from RefSeq and is a predicted model, not a curated record. The annotation marks the transcript as partial. NCBI's taxonomy places the organism in Eukaryota, Metazoa, Arthropoda, Insecta, Hymenoptera, Orussidae.
CAACUGUUCCGCAGUCAGCCACAAGGGGCGACGCCACAGCAGCUCCAGCUGCUGCAACAGCAGCAACAACAACAGCAACAACAGUACUUGGCCGCGUCGCAGGUGCAACAACAGCAGCAGCAACAGCAGCAGCAGAACUUCCCGGCUGCGCCGUACACCGUUAUCAGCGGCCAGGAGCCUUACGUGGGGGCAUUGAUAGCAGGUGCCCCUCCCGUUGUGCCGCAAUACUAUGGGGUCGGGCCAUGGGUCUAUUCCGCAGGACUCCUGCCGCAAGCGCCUCCUCAGGCUGCCGCGCCCCCGCCACCCAGGAGGCCGCUGACGCCGUCCUCGGCCGCAGCCGCAGCUGCAGCGGCCCAGGACACGGCCAACAACAUCGCCCAGACGGUAACGAACCCCAAAUAG